Molecule: messenger RNA, 1803 nt
Organism: Condylura cristata (star-nosed mole)
Lineage: Eukaryota; Metazoa; Chordata; Mammalia; Eulipotyphla; Talpidae
Gene: CCNE1
Product: cyclin E1
Biological process (GO): regulation of cyclin-dependent protein serine/threonine kinase activity; G1/S transition of mitotic cell cycle
Cellular component (GO): cytoplasm; cyclin E1-CDK2 complex; centrosome
Molecular function (GO): cyclin-dependent protein serine/threonine kinase regulator activity
Source: RefSeq, a predicted model, not a curated record
CACUGCCCGCUUGGUGCCCCCAGGCCCGACGUCGGACCCUGCGCCAUGCCGAGGGAGAGGGAUGCAAAGGAGCUGGACACCAUGAAAGAAGAAAGCUGCACCGAUGUCUCUGUUCGCUCCAGGAAAAGGAAGGCAAAUGUGGCCGUCGAUCCAGAUGAAGAAAUUGCCAAAAUUGAGCAGACUGUGAGAAGCCAGUGUGGCAGUCAGCCUUGGGUCAAUAAUACAGUCUGUGAAAACCCCUGCUCCUUGAUUCCCACACCUGACAAAGAAGAGGACGAGCUGGUAUACCCAAACUCUGCGUAUGACCCUCAGAGUUUUGUACCGUCCAGAGCCUCGCCACUGCCUAUCCUGAACUGGGCAAAUAGAGAGGAGGUUUGGAAAAUCAUGUUAAACAAGGAAAAAACGUACUUAAGGGAUAAGCACUUUAUGCAGCGGCACCCCCUUCUGCAGCCUAAAAUGAGAGCCAUUCUCCUGGAUUGGCUAAUGGAGGUGUGUGAAGUCUAUAAGCUUCACAGAGAGACAUUUUACUUGGCGCAGGACUUCUUUGAUCGGUACAUGGCAACGCAACAGCAUGUUGUAAAAACACUUCUACAGCUUAUUGGAAUUUCAUCUUUAUUUAUUGCUGCCAAACUUGAGGAAAUCUAUCCUCCAAAGUUGCACCAGUUUGCUUAUGUUACAGAUGGGGCUUGUUCAGGAGAUCAGAUUCUUAACAUGGAAUUAAUCAUUAUGAAGGCCCUUAAGUGGCGGUUGAGUCCCCUGACCAUCGUCUCCUGGCUGAAUGUGUACAUGCAGGUUGCGUAUCUAAAUGAUGUCUAUGAAGUGCUAUUGCCGCAGUACCCCCAGCAAAUCUUCAUACAGAUUGCAGAGCUUUUAGAUCUCUGUGUCCUGGAUGUUGGCUGCUUAGAGUUUUCCUAUGGUGUUCUUGCUGCUUCUGCCUUGUAUCAUUUCUCUUCAUCUGAAUUGAUGCAAAAGGUUUCAGGAUAUCAGUGGUGUGAUAUAGAGAAGUGUGUCAAGUGGAUGGUGCCAUUUGCCAUGGUUAUAAGGGAGACGGGAAGUUCGAAACUUAAGCACUUCAGGGGUGUUCCUGCUGAAGAUGCGCACAACAUCCAGACCCACAUGAACAGCUUGGAUUUGCUGGACCAAGCCCAAGCAAAGAAAGCCAUCUUGUCUGAACAAAAUAGGAUUUCUCCUCUCCCGACUGGGGUCCUCACCCCCCCACAGAGCAGUAAGACAGAGCAGUGGGCAGGGGACAGCAUGACCGUGCCAGUGUUCUCCACCAAAGACAUGUGUGCACGAGUGUGGCUCCAGAUCCUGGUGUCUGCUGCAGAGGUGGCGGGCGUCAGCUUCUGCAGGUGUUAAAUGGAGGAGAUGUCUGUUCCGCAGUGGAAGUGUUUCUGUGGAGGACAUUGGACAGGGAGAAGUACUUUUUAUUGAAUGCUUAGAUAUUUUUAAUAAGCGGGUCAAGUACACCAGCCACCUCCAGAACACCAAUGAGUGCUCCAAAUGCUGCUAAGGAGGGUGAUACUUGACUUGAUUGACUAUUCACACUUGUGACAAAGGCUUGAAGUUGAGGGGCGCCGUGUUGCUGCUGGCCUCCCGUAGGUGUUGGGCUGAGUCCUGUUAUGUGGAGCAGGUGGUUGUGUGAGUGUCCUGAAGCAAGCCCACACCCAGCUGUGCUGGGCCUGCCCUCUUUACACUAUCAGUUGACAAUGUAUAAUGCCUUUGAUGAACUAUUGUAAGUGCUGCUACGUAUCUCCGUUUUUUAAUAAAGAUAACACACUGUCUUUGAGACAGCUGGUUUUA